AUGAGAGUUAAGAGAUCGCGCCAGUUUUCAAAGGUCCUCUCAGUGUAUGCCCGAUGCUUUGGUCUAGAUGUAAAAAACCUCGAAGUUUUCUUAGAUCACACUUUUGUUAGACAAGCCUUACUGAACCACGUCAAUAUUUACGACAGCAUUUCCAACUUGGUUGGGCGCGGCUUUAGACUCAUGACUUCCUCCUGCGUCAUCGCUGAAUGUCGUGCUCUCGGGUCGCUAUUUUAUGGCACUCUCAAAAUUCUUGAAGGAUUUAGUGUACUCAAGUGUCGGCAUGAAUACAACCCUUCUCUUGGCCACAGCCAACGCUUUGGUAGAUUAAAUAAGGGUGAACGGUGUUUUCUUUUCGCGCUGGCAUCAAAUGACUCCGACUUACGGUAUCGUGAGCGAGAAGUCCCCGGAAUGCCCGUCAUGUUCAUCGCCCAACGCUGCCUUAACACUGAACCCAUUCCAGAAACAACUCAACAACUUGUCGAAAAAUUAACAUCCCAAAAAAGACUCCAUCAAAUUGAGGCAAAAUUUGGAUUGCAAAAGGACAUUGACAUCCAAAAGAAGAAAAAGAAACGAGGCGUAUCUGGGCCGAAUCCUCUAUCCUGUCGCAAAAAAGCGACCACCGCCAAAGUAAUCGUCUCCGCUUCAGAUGAAAAACCCAUACGAUGGAAGAAGCGCCAACGUGCUCUACGAAAAACGUGGGCAAUGUGCCAGGUUCUUAACCAUCUUUCCGGACAGCAGCCAUCUAUUGUGAAUUCAUAG
Mesocestoides corti is the source of this 759-nucleotide messenger RNA. The record is from the annotation of a GenBank genome assembly. Lineage: Eukaryota; Metazoa; Platyhelminthes; Cestoda; Cyclophyllidea; Mesocestoididae.